Molecule: messenger RNA, 180 nt
Organism: Cylicostephanus goldi
Lineage: Eukaryota; Metazoa; Nematoda; Chromadorea; Rhabditida; Strongylidae
Source: the annotation of a GenBank genome assembly
GGUCCACCCGGACCGGACGGAAAUCCAGGAGCUCCUGGAGAGCCCGGACAACCAGGACAGGAUGCCGUCUCAGAGCCACUUGUACCUGGAGAGCCCGGACCUGCAGGAGAGCCUGGACCGCAAGGACCACCUGGAGCUCCAGGACAGCCCGGACAAGAUGGACAACCAGGUUCGUUAAUA